This is a messenger RNA of Pseudopipra pipra, 3257 nucleotides long. It is a transcript of the gene KTI12, whose product is annotated as KTI12 chromatin associated homolog. NCBI's taxonomy places the organism in Eukaryota, Metazoa, Chordata, Aves, Passeriformes, Pipridae. The record is from RefSeq and is a predicted model, not a curated record. The transcript has a single exon. The coding region runs from base 1395 to 2258 and encodes 287 amino acids. Gene Ontology annotation, biological process: tRNA wobble uridine modification.
GUUUUAAAUACAGAAAAGUGUCUUUAAAAGCAUUCACAAAGGUUCUGUAUCAAUCCUAAAUUUAAUCACAAAAGAGUCAUUAUUAACAAAAAUGAAGAUGGUUUAGGAGACUUCAGAUCCCUACAGCUUAUUAGAGAGAAAAUACAGAGUUUUGAUAUCUUUGCUGAGGCACCACCUAGGUUUAAUCACUACAGUGUAAUUAAAUCAUUGAAGCCCUAGCAUGUCUUUGAAAUGAGAAGAAAAUAAUUUUUUCCCACAGUAAAGAAAGGUAUGGUUCUCAAACCCACAAAUGAAUGUGUAAAGAGUGCUCAAUCCCCUUGAACUCAGCAGUGCUGAGAGCUUUCCUAAAAUUCCUUAUGCCUGUAUAGAUGAGGCCUCAGCUUGAGAUAAGUUAUUUUGUUCCAAUCUGCAGGAAAAAGUCUGGAAGUUUCAAACUAGUGAACUGAUAGAACCUGAUUUGGUUAAGUUUAAAGUCUAAAAAUAACAGUCUCUUAGAAGGUAAAAAAUUAUUUUUUGACACAUUAUUUUCCUCAGAAUUUCUUCUGUUUCUUGUUAAAAUGUGAGAAAGGAAAUGGUAUGCUUAUAAAUUCUACUUGUAUUUUAAAUUUAUAACCUAAAUCUGACAAUGCUGACAUGAGCAGAAAUUCCUCAUGCCUUCCAGGUUUGCUUUUUGAGUUCAGCUCUCAAACUGAUCCAUCGUUUUAGUGUAGAUACCAAAUUAACCCAGAUGAUACAGUUCAGAGGUCAUACAAGUUUCUAUAAUUGGAUAUUUUUGAAAAAAAAAUUAUUUCCGUAUUUACGGGUGUAGUUGUGGCACUGCUUUGCAAUGAAGCAGAGGAAGCUUCAAAAUGAGACAGAGGAGGGCGGGAGGCAUGGUGAGCUGUGAGCUCUCAGGUUUAGGCAGGAUGAACAUUCCUGCUCAAGGAGACUCUGCAGGAAGGGGUCGGUGUAAUCCACACCCUCUCCUUUCACUGUUGGAAGCACAGACCCUUUCACUGUUUUGAGUUCAGCAGCAUUUGAGCAUUACUGAAGGACUGGGAGAAACCACUAAUAACAAAGAAAAUAUAAACCUAAAAAGUAGAUUUGUUUUCCUAAGUCUGACCUUAGGUCAGGAGGAGAUGAAAAAUAAUACGAAAAUUAUACGAAAUUAACUGUGGCACAUCAAGUGAGAUCCAGCAGAGCCAGUGAGCUGGGAAGUUUCAAGAUUUCAAUUUGAAUUUUAUAAACUGCGCAGCGUGGAUGUGUCGGGGGAUGCUGGAGACGCCUCGUUUUUAAGUUCCGUGCGGACGAGGGCAGGGAUCAAGCGUUCCUACAGUUAGUACGGUCGCGUUUUUAAGCCGCACGUCUGCCAGGACGGUGUCCCGGUGCCAGAGGCGGGGGCCCGGCGGUUCCGCAUGCCCGAAGGGGCAGAGAAGCCCGCCCGGCGGUGCCGCCCCCCGGGGCCGGGGGUGCUGGCGGUCGCGGGCGGGCCGUGUGUGGGUGUGUGUGACCGGCGGAAGCAGUUCCCGCCCGUCCGGGUCGGUGCCGGCGGGGCGAUGCCGCUGGUGGUGCUGUGCGGGCGGCCCGGCAGCGGCAAGAGCCGGCGGGCGGCGGAGCUGCGGGCGGCGCUGGGCGGCCCCGACCGGGCCGCGCACGUCGUGUCCGAGGCGGAGGGCGGGCGGGCGGCGCUGCGGGCCGAGGUGGAGCGGCGGCUUAGCCGGCGGGACGUGGUGAUCGUGGACGCGGGCAACGAGCUGCGGAGCAUCCGCUACGAGCUGUACUGCGCGGCGCGGCAGGCGGGCACGGCGCGCUGCCUCCUGCACUGCGCCGGCGGCGGGGGCGGCCCCGACGAGCCGCCCUUCGAGGAGCCCGACCCGGGCUGCCGCUGGGACCGGCCGCUGUUCACGGUGAGCGGGGAGGAGCCGCUGCCGCUGGGCGACAUCCGCGCCGCGCUGUUCGAGAGCGCCCCGCCGCCCCCGCACCGCUCCACCCGCGCCCAGCCCCUGCAGUCCGGGGAGUUCCUGCACCGCCUGGACCGCGUCACCCAGGACGUGCUGGCCGCAGUGAUGGCCGCGCAGAGCGGCGGGGCGCUGCCCGGGGACACGGUCCGCGUCCCCGGCCUGGCCGAGGGGCUGGUGCUGAGCCGGCCCGUGAGCCUGGCCGAGCUGAGCCGGCUGCGCAGGCAGUUCAUCAGCUACACCAAGAUGCAGCCCAGCGAUGAGAACAUGCCCCAGCUGGCCAGCAUGUUCCUGCAGUACCUGAGCCGCAGCAUCCAGUGAACCAGUGGCAGUGGCCGUGGUUGUCGAAGUUCUUGCGACACUAGGAACACGCCUUCCAGACGCAGACCCCGCAGAGCCUGGAUCCCACCUGUCGUGUAUCGGAUAUCUGGCAGCAGCAGCUCUGGGUGCCGUGUUCCUGCAGCAGCCAAGCAGACUAUUUCUGAGAGAAUCUGUAGGGAUACAGUUCCACACACCCCUGAAUUCUCACCGUCAAAAAGGAGAGCAGCUGUUGCAUCCCCAAGCAAGUGAAGUCUCCUGUGGAGACAUAAACCCCAGUAAUACAGUAGUGUCUGAGCAUGAAAGCGCAAAAGGUGAUGACUGUGUGUCUUGAAUAAGAAGAUUGUUUUCCAGGGCUGCCUCCAGAUAAUGUCAAACUGCAGAAGAGACUUCAGGUCCAGAACUAGAACAGGAUGUGACUGUUUCAAAAAAUCUGACUGAACCCAAGAGAGAUUUGCAGCUCUACACUGCAAAAGGGUGCUGGCUUAGCAAACUCAAAAGAGAUUUAACAAUAAAAUGUGUGCCUUAAAUGGACUAAACUCUUAAUUUAUCUGAAGGACUAUUUUAUUGAAAUAACUCGCCGUGUCUUUUCUCUGCAAGGUCAUCAUUAAACACCUUUAAAAACACUAAUUACUUAAGAAUGAGUUAUAGGAAAAACAAGCUAAAAUGACAGUGUCCUUGUUGAAACCCGUAGGUCCAUACCAGCUGGGAUGGGUAGCUUAGUUUUGCAUUUAGUUUCCAAUAAUUUGGGGUUUGCGAUACAAUAGAUACAGUUCAUAUAAACUUCUCACUUUCUGGUGGAUGCUUCAUCCCUCGUUCUCAUAAAUUGUCAUUUUGGUUUAAUUGUAUGUGUAGUGCUCCCUGGGAGGAAAAAGUACAGUCUGACACACCGACUGCUGGGGGAUUUAUGCAUUACAGAACUGAGAAUUGACUACAAAAAUGUUUUGAUGUAAAUAAGUUUAUCUUACCAGUCAAAGUAAAGAGAAUAAAGCUGAGAAAACA